GGGGACAGUGUCCUGAACUGACGUGAGGAUGAGGGUGCUCCUGAGUUUGUGCGCUGCGCUGGUGCUGCUUUGGUCCACUGUCCAGUGUCACCCUGCCCAUGAUAACAGUCACCAUGGCAAUAACGACGUCAGCGUUUCUGCCAAUGGAAGCCUGAAGAUAUACCAGGAGAACCUGGACUUUGCUUUCCGUCUGUACAAGCACGUCUCCGCCCAGCCCGAUUCUCAAUCCAAGAACGUCUUCUUCUCCCCACUGAGCGUGUCCGUGGCCCUGGCUGCUCUGUCCGUGGGGGCCAGAGGGAAGACGCACCAGCAGCUCUUUGAAGGUCUGGGCUUCAACAGCUCAGAAAUCACCACAGAGGAAGUGAACCAGGCCUUCCAACACAUCCAUCACAACCUCAACGAGAAAACAGAUGUAGACCUGUCACUCGGGAAUGCACUCUUCAUUGGACAAGACUUCAAGUCACGUCCUGAGUUCCUGGAGAGCAUGAAACGCUGUUACGAGUCAGAGGGUUUCAGCACAGAUUUUAGCAAGCCUGAAGAGGCCAAGGAACAGAUCAAUAAGUAUGUCAAUGAAAAGACCAAGGGUAAAAUAUCAGAGCUGGUUCAGAAUGUGGAUCCGCUGACAGUCCUGUAUCUCAUCAACUACAUAUACUUCAAAGGUAAAUGGGAGAUUCCAUUUGAUCGAUUUGAAACCAGGAAACAAAACUUUCAUGUUGAUGAUGAAACAACCGUUUCUGUUCCGAUGAUGCACAAAGAGGAGGAUUUUCAUGUUUAUCAUGAUGAAGACAUCUCCACUCACGUUCUCCAGCUGCAUUAUAAUGAGUCCGUCUCAAUGAUGCUGGUCCUUCCAGAGAAAGGAUUGCGGGGUCUGGAGGAAGUGGUCUGCAAAAACCAUUUGAAGAAAUGGAUUGCAUCAGUAAAGAAGAAGGUGUACCAAGUGUAUGUUCCAAAACUGUCCCUUAAGACCUCAUAUGAACUCAAAGAAAUCCUUUCUGAAAUGGGAAUCACUGACAUAUUUGGGGAUACUGCAGACCUCACUGGAAUAUCGGAGGAAGGGAAAUUGGCUGUAUCUAAGGCUAUACACAAGGCUACCUUGGACGUGGACGAGACUGGAACAACAGCAACCGCGACCACAGGAUUUGGAUCCUACCAAAUCCUCCGAUCCUACCAAUCCCCCAUCUUGAGAUUUGACCGUCCUUUCAUGGUUUUUGUGCUCAAUGGUGAAACCAGAAGUAUCCUAUUUAUGGGGAAAAUUGUGAACCCAAAAGCAUAAUAAAAUGUUUGUAUAUGAA
Messenger RNA from Conger conger (European conger), 1292 nucleotides. Its product is annotated as alpha-1-antitrypsin-like protein CM55-SI. The record is from RefSeq and is a predicted model, not a curated record. NCBI's taxonomy places the organism in Eukaryota, Metazoa, Chordata, Actinopteri, Anguilliformes, Congridae. The coding region runs from base 29 to 1273 and encodes 414 amino acids. Gene Ontology annotation, biological process: negative regulation of endopeptidase activity. Gene Ontology annotation, molecular function: serine-type endopeptidase inhibitor activity. The transcript is spliced from 5 exons.